AUGUUUUUUUUUGUUUGUUUUUUUCGCCUUCCUAAUUUUCCGUUUUCGCCUCUGUUCAUUACAUAUCUAUCUAUUUAUUUAUUUCUGUCUGUUCAUUAUCUAUCUAUCUAUCUAUUUCAGACUGUUAAUUAUCUAUCUAUCUACCUAAGUCUGUUCUUUAUUUAUCUAUCUCAGUUUGUUCCUUUAUCUAUCUAUCUAUCUAUCUAUCUAUUUAUUUAUUUCAGUCUGUUCCUUAUCUAUCUAUAUAUCUAUCUAUUUCAGUCUGUUCCUUAUCUAUCUAUCUACCUAUCUAUCUACUUUAGUCUGUUCUUUAUCUAUCUAGCUAGCUAUCUAGCUAGCUAUUUCAGUCUCUUCCUUAUCUAUCUAUCUAUCUAUCUAUUUCAGUCUGUUUCUUAUCUCUCUGUCAAUCCAUCUAUAUCAGCUGGUUCAUUAUGUAUCUAUCUAUCCCAGUCUGUUUAUUUUCUUUUGAACUAUCUAUUUCAAUCUGUUCAUUAUCUAUCUAUCUAUCUAUCUAUCUAUUUUAGUCUGUUCAUUAAUUCUCUCUCUCUCUCUCUCUCUCUCUCUCUCUCUCUCUCUCUCUCUCUCUACCUAUCUAUCUAUACAUCUAUCUCUUUUUCCAUUUUGCCAUAA
Molecule: messenger RNA, 630 nt
Organism: Acanthosepion pharaonis
Lineage: Eukaryota; Metazoa; Mollusca; Cephalopoda; Sepiida; Sepiidae
Source: the annotation of a GenBank genome assembly